GUCUUGGCCAAGGUGUCUUGGCUAAGGUGUCUUGGCUAAUGUGUCUUGGCUAAUGUGUCUUGGCUAAGGUGUCUCGGCUAAUGUGUCUUGGCGAAUGUGUCUUGGCUAAUGUGUCUUGGCUAAGGUGUCUUGGCUAAUGUGUCUUGGCUAAGGUGUCUUGGCUAAGGUGUCUUGGCUAAUGUGUCUUGGCUAAGGUGUCUUGGCUAAAGUGUCUCGGCUAAUAUGUCUUGGCUAAGGUGUCUUGGCUAAAGUGUCUUGGCUAAUGUGUCUUGGCUAAGGUGUCUUGGCUAAUGUGUCUUGGCUAAGGUGUCUUGGCUAAUGUGUCUUGGCUAAGGUGUCUUGGCUAAUGUGUCUCGGCUAAGGUGUCUCGGCUAAGGUGUCUUGGCUAAGGUGUCUCGGCUAAUGUGUCUUGGCUAAUGUGUCUUGGCUAAUGUGUCUUGGCUAAGGUGUCUUGUCUAAUGUGGCUCGGCUGAUGUGUCUUGGCUAAGGUGUCUAGGCUAAUGUGUCUUGGCUAAGGUGUCUUGGCUAAUGUGUCUCGGCUAAUGUGUCUUGGCUAAUGUGUCUUGGCUAAGGUGUCUUGGCUAAUGUGUCUUGGCUAAGGUGUCUUGGCUAAUGUGUCUCGGCUAAUGUGUCUUGGCUAAGGUGUCUUGGCUUAGGUGUCUUGGCUAAUGUGGCUCGGCUAAUGUGUCUUGGCCAAGGUGUCUUGGCUAAUGUGUCUCGGCUAAUGUGUCUUGGCUAAUGUGUCUCGGCUAAGGUGUCUUGGCUAAUGUGUCUCGGCUAAGGUGUCUUGGCUAAUGUGUCUCGGCUAAUGUGUCUUGGCUAAUGUGUCUUGGCUAAGGUGUCUUGGGUAAUGUGUCUUGGCUAAGGUGUCUUGGCUAAAGUUUCUCGGCUAAUGUGUCUUGGCUAAUGUGUCUUGGCUAAGGUGUCUCGGCUAAUGUGUCUUGGCUAAGGUGUCUUGGCUAAUGUGUCUUGGCUAAUGUGUCUUGGCUAAUGUGUCUCGGCUAAUGUGUCUUGGCUAAGGUGUCUUGGCUAAGGUGUCUUGGCUAAUGUGUCUUGGCUAAGGUGUCUUGGCUAAUGUGUCUUGGCUAAGGUGUCUCGGCUAAUGUGUCUCGGCUAAUGUGUCUUGGCUAAGGUGUCUUGGCUAAUGUGUCUUGGCUAAUGUGUCUUGGCUAAGGUGUCUUGGCCUAGGUGUCUCGGCUAAUGUGUCUUGGCUAAGGUGUCUUGGGUAAGGUGUCUUGGCUAAUGUGUCUCGGCUUAUGUGUCUUGGCUAAUGUGUCUUUGCUAAUGUGUCUUGGCUAAGGUGUCUUGGCUAAGGUGUCUAGGCUUAUGUGUCUUGGCUAAGGUGUCUUGGCUAAUGUGUCUUGGCUAAGGUGUCUUGGCUAAUGUGUCUUGGCUAAUGUGUCUUGGCUAAUGUGUCUUGGCUAAUGUGUCUUGGCUAAGGUGUCUUGGCUAAUGUGUCUUGGCUAAUGUGUCUUGGCUAAGGUGUCUUGGCUAAUGUGUCUUGGCUAAUGUGUCUCGGCUAAUGCGUCUCGGCUAAUGUGUCUUAGCUAAGGUGUCUUGGCUAAGGUGUCUUGGCUAAUGUGUCUUGGCUAAGGUGUCUUGGCUAAUGUGUCUCGGCUAAUGUGUCUUGGCUAAUGUGUGUUGGCUAGGGUGUCUUGGCUAAUGUGUCUUGGCUAAGGUGUCUUGGCUAAUGUGUCUCGGCUUAUGUGUCUUGGCUAAGGUGUCUUUGGUAAUGUGUUUUGGCUAAGGUGUCUUGGCUAAGGUGUCUUGGCUAAGGUGUCUUGGCUAAUGUGUCUUGGCUAAUGUGGCUUGGCUAAGGUAUCUUGGCUAAGGUGUCUUGCCUAAUGUGUCUCGGCUAAGGUGUCUUGGGUAAGGUGUCUUGGCUAAUGUGUCUCGGCUAAUGUGUCUUGGCUAAUGUCUCUUGGCUAAGGUGUCUUGGCUAAGGUUUCUUGGGUUAUGUGUCUUGGCUAAUGUGUCUUGGCUAAGGUGUCUUGGCUAAUGUGUCUCUGCUAAUGUGUCUUGGCUAAGGUGUCUUGGCUAAUGUGUCCUGGCUAAGGUGUCUUGGCUAAUGUGUCUUGGCUAAGGUGUCUUGGCUAAUGUGUCUCGGCUAAGGUGUCUUGGCUAAUGUGUCUUGGCUAAGGUGUCUCGGCUAAUGUGUCUCGGCUAAUGUGUCUUGGCUAAGGUGUCUUGGCUAAUGUGUCUUGGCUAAUGUGUCUUGGCUAAGGUGUCUUGGCUAAGGUGUCUCGGCUAAUGUGUCUUGGCUGAGGUGUCUUGGGUAAGGUGUCUUGGCUAAUGUGUCUCGGCUAAUGUGUCUUGGCUAAUGUGUCUUUGCUAAUGUGUCUUGGCUAAGGUGUCUUGGCUAAGGUGUCUAGGCUAAUGUGUCUUGGCUAAGGUGUCUUGGCUAAUGUGUCUUGGCUAAGGUGUCUUGGCUAAUGUGUCUUGGCUAAUGUGUCUUGGCUAAGGUGUCUUGGCUAAUGUGUCUCGGCUUAUGUGUCUUGGCUAAUGUGUCCCGGCUAAGGUGUCUUGGCUAAGGUGUCUUGGCUAAGGUGUCUUGGCUAAUGUGUCUCGGCUAAUGUGUCUUGGCUAAGGUGUCUUGGCUAAUGUGUCUUGGCUAAGGUGUCUUGGCUAAUGUGUCUCGGCUAAUGUGUCUUGGCUAAGGUGUCUUGGCUAAUGUGUCUUGGCUAAUGUGUCUUGGCUAAUGUGUCUUGGCUAAUGUGUCUUGGCUAAUGUGUCUUGGCUAAGGUGUCUUGGCCAAGGUGUCUUGGCUAAUGUGUCUUGGCUAAGGUGUCUUGGCUAAGGUGUCUUGGCUAAUGUGUCUCGGCUAAUGUGUCUUGGCUAAGGUGUCUUGGCUAAGGUGUCUUGGCUAAUGUGGCUCGGCUAAUGUGUCUUGGCUAAGGUGUCUUGGCUAAUGUGUCUUGGCUAAGGUGUCUUGGCUAAUGUGUCUCGGCUAAUGUGUCUUGGCUAAUGUGUCUUGGCUAAGGUGUCUCGGCUAAUGUGUCUUGGCGAAUGUGUCUUGGCUAAUGUGUCUUGGCUAAGGUGUCUUGGCUAAUGUGUCUCGGCUAAUGUGUCUUGGCUAAGGUGUCUUGGCUAAUGUGUCUUGGCUAAGGUGUCUUGGCUAAAGUGUCUCGGCUAAUAUGUCUUGGCUAAGGUGUCUUGGCUAAAGUGUCUUGGCUAAUGUGUCUUGGCUAAGGUGUCUUGGCUAAGGUGUCUUGGCUAAGGUGUCUUGGCUAAUGUGUCUUGGCUAAGGUGUCUUGGCUAAUGUGUCUCGGCUAAGGUGUCUCGGCUAAGGUGUCUUGGCUAAGGUGUCUCGGCUAAUGUGUCUUGGCUAAUGUGUCUUGGCUAAUGUGUCUUGGCUAAGGUGUCUUGUCUAAUGUGGCUCGGCUGAUGUGUCUUGGCUAAGGUGUCUAGGCUAAUGUGUCUUGGCUAAUGUGUCUUGGCUAAGGUGUCUUGGCUAAUGUGUCUUGGCUAAUGUGUCUUGGCUAAGGUGUCUUGGCUAAUGUGUCUUGGCUAAUGUGUCUCGGCUAAUGCGUCUCGGCUAAUGUGUCUUAGCUAAGGUGUCUUGGCUAAGGUGUCUUGGCUAAUGUGUCUUGGCUAAGGUGUCUUGGCUAAUGUGUCUCGGCUAAUGUGUCUUGGCUAAUGUGUCUUGGCUAAGGUGUCUUGGCUAAUGUGUCUUGGCUAAGGUGUCUUGGCUAAUGUGUCUCGGCUUAUGUGUCUUGGCUAAGGUGUCUUUGGUAAUGUGUCUUGGCUAAGGUGUCUUGGCUAAGGUGUCUUGGCUAAGGUGUCUUGGCUAAUGUGUCUCGGCUAAGGUGUCUUGGCUAAGGUGUCUUGGCUAAUGUGUCCUGCCUAAGGUGUCUUGGCUAAUGUGUCUUGGCUAAGGUGUCUUGGGUAAUGUGUCUUGGCUAAGGUGUCUUGGCUAAUGUGUCUUGGCUAAGGUGUCUCGGCUAAUGUGUCUCGGCUAAUGUGUCUUGGCUAAGGUGUCUUGGCUAAUGUGUCUUGGCUAAGGUGUCUUGGCUAAUGUGUCUCGGCUAAUGUGUCUUGGCUAAGGUGUCUUGGCUAAUGUGUCCUGGCUAAGGUGUCUUGGCUAAUGUGUCUUGGCUAAGGUGUCUUGGCUAAUGUGUCUCGGCUAAGGUGUCUUGGCUAAUGUGUCUUGGCUAAGGUGUCUCGGCUAAUGUGUCUCGGCUAAUGUGUCUUGGCUAAGGUGUCUUGGCUAAUGUGUCUUGGCUAAUGUGUCUUGGCUAAGGUGUCUUGGCUAAGGUGUCUCGGCUAAUGUGUCUUGGCUGAGGUGUCUUGGGUAAGGUGUCUUGGCUAAUGUGUCUCGGCUAAUGUGUCUUGGCUAAGGUGUCUUUGGUAAUGUGUCUUGGCUAAGGUGUCUUGGCUAAGGUGUCUUGGCUAAUGUGUCUUGGCUAAGGUGUCUUGGCUAAUGUGUCUUGGCUAAUGUGUCUUGGCUAAGGUGUCUUGGCUAAUGUGUCUCGGCUUAUGUGUCUUGGCUAAUGUGUCUUGGCUAAGGUGUCUUGGCUAAGGUGUCUUGGCUAAGGUGUCUUGGCUAAUGUGUCUCGGCUAAUGUGUCUUGGCUAAGGUGUCUUGGCUAAUGUGUCUUGGCUAAGGUGUCUUGGCUAAUGUGUCUUGGCUAAGGUGUCUUGGCUAAGGUGUCUUGGCUAAGGUGUCUUGGCUAAUGUGUCUCGGCUAAUGUGUCUUGGCUAAGGUGUCUUGGCUAAUGUGUCUUGGCUAAGGUGUCUUGGCUAAUGUGUCUCGGCUAAUGUGUCUUGGCUAAGGUGUCUUGGCUAAUGUGUCUUGGCUAAUGUGUCUUGGCUAAGGUGUCUUGGCUAAGGUGUCUUGGCUAAUGUGUCUUGGCUAAGGUGUCUUGGCUAAUGUGUCUUGGCUAAGGUGUCUCGGCUAAGGUGUCUUGGCUAAUGUGUCUUGGCAAAGGUGUCUUGGCUAAUGUGUCUCGGCUAAUGUGUCUUAGCUAAGGUGUCUUGGCUAAGGUGUCUUGGCUAAUGUGUCUCGGCUAAUGUGUCUUGGCUAAUGUGUCUUGGCUAAUGUGUCUUGGCUAAGGUGUCUUGGCUAAUGUGUCUUGGCUAAAGUGUCUUGGCUAAUGUGUCUCGGCUUAUGUGUCUUGGCUAAUGUGUCUUGGCUAAGGUGUCUCGGCUAAUGUGUCUUGGCUAAGGUGUCUUGGCUAAUGUGUCUUGGCUAAGGUGUCUUGGCUAAUGUGUCUCGGCUAAUGUGUCUUGGCUAAGGUGUCUUGGCUAAUGUGUCUUGGCUAAUGUGUCUUGGCUAAGGUGUCUUGGCUUAGGUGUCUCGGCUAAUGUGUCUUGGCUAAGGUGUCUUGGGUAAGGUGUCUUGGCUAAUGUGUCUCGGCUUAUGUGUCUUGGCUAAUGUGUCUUUGCUAAUGUGUCUUGGCUAAGGUGUCUUGGCUAAGGUGUCUAGGCUUAUGUGUCUUGGCUAAGGUGUCUUGGCUAAUGUGUCUUGGCUAAGGUGUCUUGGCUAAUGUGUCUUGGCUAAGGUGUCUUGGCUAAGGUGUCUUGGCUAAUGUGUCUUGGCUAAUGUGUCUUGGCUAAGGUGUCUUGGCUAAUGUGUCUUGGCUAAGGUGUCUUGGCUAAUGUGUCUCGGCUUAUGUGUCUUGGCUAAGGUGUCUUUGCUAAUGUGUCUUGGCUAAGGUGUCUUGGCUAAGGUGUCUAGGCUAAUGUGUCUUGGCUAAGGUGUCUUGGCUAAUGUGUCUCGGCUUAUGUGUCUUGGCUAAGGUGUCUUUGCUAAUGUGUCUUGGCUAAGGUGUCUUGGCUAAUGUGUCUUGGCUAAGGUGUCUCGGCUAAUGUGUCUCGGCUAAUGUGUCUUGGCUAAGGUGUCUUGGCUAAUGUGUCUUGGCUAAUGUGUCUUGGCUAAGGUGUCUUGGCUAAGGUGUCUCGGCUAAUGUGUCUUGGCUGAGGUGUCUUGGGUAAGGUGUCUUGGCUAAUGUGUCUCGGCUAAUGUGUCUUGGCUAAUGUGUCUUUGCUAAUGUGUCUUGGCUAAGGUGUCUUGGCUAAAGUGUCUUGGCUAAUGUGUCUUGGCUAAGGUGUCUUGGCUAAUGUGUCUUGGCUAAGGUGUCUUGGCUAAUGUGUCUUGGCUAAUGUGUCUUGGCUAAGGUGUCUUGGCUAAUGUGUCUUGGCUUAUGUGUCUUGGCUAAUGUGUCUUGGCUAAGGUGUCUUGGCUAAUGUGUCUUGGCUAAGGUGUCUUGGCUAAUGUGUCUCGGCUAAUGUGUCUUGGCUAAGGUGUCUUGGCUAAUGUGUCUUGGCUAAGGUGUCUUGGCUAAUGUGUCUCGGCUAAUGUGUCUUGGCUAAGGUGUCUUGGCUAAGGUGUCUUGGCUAAUGUGUCUUGGCUAAGGUGUCUUGGCUAAUGUGUCUUGGCUAAUGUGUCUUGGCUAAGGUGUCUUGGCUAAGGUGUCUUGGCUAAUGUGUCUUGGCUAAGGUGUCUUGGCUAAUGUGUCUUGGCUAAGGUGUCUUGGCUAAUGUGUCGCGGCUAAUGUGUCUUGGCUAAGGUGUCUUGGCUAAGGUGUCUUGGCUAAUGUGGCUCGGCUAAUGUGUCUUGGCUAAGGUGUCUUGGCUAAUGUGUCUUGGCUAAGGUGUCUUGGCUAAGGUGUCUUGGGUAAUGUGUCUUGGCUAAUGUGUCUUGGCUAAGGUGUCCCGGCUAAUGUGUCUUGGCGAAUGUGUCUUGGCUAAUGUGUCUUGGCUAAGGUGUCUUGGCUAAUGUGUCUCGGCUAAUGUGUCUUGGCUAAGGUGUCUUGGCUAAUGUGUCUUGGCUAAGGUGUCUUGGCUAAAGUGUCUCGGCUAAUAUGUCUUGGCUAAGGUGUCUUGGCUAAAGUGUCUUGGCUAAUGUGUCUUGGCUAAGGUGUCUUGGCUAAUGUGUCUUGGCUAAGGUGUCUUGGCUAAUGUGUCUUGGCUAAGGUGUCUUGGCUAAUGUGUCUCGGCUAAGGUGUCUCGGCUAAGGUGUCUUGGCAAAGGUGUCUCGGCUAAUGUGUCUUGGCUAAUGUGUCUUUGCUAAUGUGUCUUGGCUAAGGUGUCUUGGCUAAGGUGUCUUGGCUAAUGUGUCUUGGCUAAUGUGUCUUGGCUAAGGUGUCUUGGCUAAGGUGUCUUGGCUAAGGUGUCUUGGCUAAUGUGUCUUGGCUAAGGUGUCUUGGCUAAGGUGUCUUGGCUAAUGUGUCUUGGCUAAGGUGUCUUCGCUAAGGUGUCUUAGCUAAUGUGUCUCGGCUAAGGUGUCUUGGCUAAUGUGUCUUGGCUAAGGUGUCUUGGCUAAUGUGUCUUGGCUAAUGUGUCUUGGCUAAGGUGUCUUGGCUAAGGUGUCUUGGCUACGGUGUCUUGUCUAAUGUGGCUCGGCUGAUGUGUCUUGGCUAAGGUGUCUAGGCUAAUGUGUCUUGGCUAAGGUGUCUUGGCUAAUGUGUCUCGGCUAAUGUGUCUUGGCUAAUGUGUCUUUGCUAAUGUGUCUUGGCUAAGGUGUCUUGGCUAAGGUGUCUUGGCUAAUGUGUCUUGGCUAAUGUGUCUUGGCUAAUGUGUCUUGGCUAAGGUGUCUUGGCUAAGGUGUCUUGGCUAAUGUGUCUUGGCUAAGGUGUCUUGGCUAAUGUGUCGCGGCUAAUGUGUCUUGGCUAAGGUGUCUUGGCUAAGGUGUCUUGGCUAAUGUGGCUCGGCUAAUGUGUCUUGGCUAAGGUGUCUUGGCUAAUGUGUCUUGGCUAAGGUGUCUUGGCUAAGGUGUCUUGGGUAAUGUGUCUUGGCUAAUGUGUCUUGGCUAAGGUGUCCCGGCUAAUGUGUCUUGGCGAAUGUGUCUUGGCUAAUGUGUCUUGGCUAAGGUGUCUUGGCUAAUGUGUCUCGGCUAAUGUGUCUUGGCUAAGGUGUCUUGGCUAAUGUGUCUUGGCUAAGGUGUCUUGGCUAAAGUGUCUCGGCUAAUAUGUCUUGGCUAAGGUGUCUUGGCUAAAGUGUCUUGGCUAAUGUGUCUUGGCUAAGGUGUCUUGGCUAAUGUGUCUUGGCUAAGGUGUCUUGGCUAAUGUGUCUUGGCUAAUGUGUCUUGGCUAAGGUGUCUUGGCUAAGGUGUCUUGGCUAAUGUGUCUUGGCUAAUGUGUCUUGGCUAAGGUGUCUCGGCUAAUGUGUCUUGGCUAAGGUGUCUUGGCUAAUGUGUCUUAGCUAAGGUGUCUUGGCUAAGGUGUCUUGGCUAAGGUGUCUCGGCUAAUGUGUCUUGGCUAAGGUGUCUUGGCUAAGGUGUCUUGGCUAAGGUGUCUUGGCUAAUGUGUCUCGGCUAAUGUGUCUUGGCUAAUGUGUCUUGGCUAAGGUGUCUUGGCGAAUGUGUCUCGGCUAAUGUGUCUUGGCUAAUGUGUCUUGGCUAAUGUGUCUCGGCUAAGGUGUCUUGGCUAAUGUGUCUUGGCUAAGGUGUCUCGGCUAAUGUGUCUUGGCUAAUGUGUCUUGGCUAAGGUGUCUUGGCUAAUGUAUCUCGGCUAAUGUGUCUUGGCUAAUGUGUCUUGUUUAAGGUGUCUUGGCUAAGGUGUCUUGGCUAAGGUGUCUUGGCUAAUGUGUCUUGGCUACUGUGUCUCGGCUAAGGUGUCUUGGCUAAUGUGUCUCGGCUAAUGUGUCUUGGCUAAUGUGUCUUGGCUAAUGUGUCUUGGCUAAUGUGUCUUGGCUAAUGUGUCUUGGCUAAGGUGUCUUGGCUAAUGUGUCUUGGCUGAUGUGUCUUGGCUUAUGUGUCUCGCCUAAUGUGUCUUGGCUAAUGUGUCUUGGCUAAGGUGUCUUGGCUAAGGUGUCUUGGCUAAUGUGUCUCGGCUAAUGUGUCUUGGCUAAUGUGUCUUGGCUAAGGUGUCUUGGCUAAUGUGUCUCGGCUUAUGUGUCUUGGCUAAUGUGUCUUGGCUAAGGUGUCUUGGCUAAGGUGUCUUGGCUAAGGUGUCUUGGCUAAUGUGUCUUGGCUAAGGUGUCUUGGCUAAGGUGUCUUGGCUAAUGUGUCUUGGCUAAGGUGUCUUCGCUAAGGUGUCUUAGCUAAUGUGUCUCGGCUAAGGUGUCUUGGCUAAUGUGUCUUGGCUAAGGUGUCUUGGCUAAUGUGUCUCGACUAAUGUGUCUUGGCUAAGGUGUCUUGGCUAAGGUGUCUUGGGUAAUGUGUCUAAUGUGCCUUAGCUAAGGUGUCUUGGCUAAGGUGUCUUGGCUAAGGUGUCUUGGCUAAUGUGUCUUGGCUAAUGUGUCUUGGCUAAGGUGUCUUGGCUAAUGUGUCUUGGCUAAGGUGUCUUGGCUAAUGUGUCUUGGCUAAGGUGUCUUGGCUAAUGUGUCUUGGCUAAGGUGUCUUGGCUAAUGUGUCUUGGCUAAAGUGUCUUUACUUAUUUGUCUCGGCUAAUGUGUCUUAGCUAAGGUGUCUUGGCUAAGGUGUCUUGGCUAAUGUGUCUUGGCUAAUGUGUCUUGGCUAAGGUGUCUUGGCUAAGGUGUCUUGGCUAAUGUGUCUUGGCUAAUGUGUCUCGGCUAAUGUGUCUUGGCUAAUGUGUCUUGGCUAAUGUGUCUUGGCGAAUGUGUCUUGGCUAAUGUGUCUUGGCUAAUGUGUCUCGGCUAAGGUGUCUUGGCUAAUGUGUCUUGGCUAAGGUGUCUCGGCUAAUGUGUCUUGGCUAAUGUGUCUUGGCUAAGGUGUCUUGGCUUAUGUGUCUCGGCAAAUGUGUCUUGGCUAAUGUGUCUUGUUUAAGGUGUCUUGGCUAAGGUGUCUUGGCUAAGGUGUCUUGGCUAAUGUGUCUUGGCUAAGGUGUCUUGGCUAAUGUGUCUUGGCUAAGGUGUCUUGGCUAAUGUGUCUUGGCUAAGGUGUCUUGGCUAAUGUGUCUCGGCUAAUGUGUCUUGGCUAAUGUGUCUUGGCUAAUGUGUCUUGGCUAAUGUGUCUUGGCUAAUGUGUCUUGGCUAAGGUGUCUUGGCUAAUGUGUCUUGGCUGAUGUGUCUUGGCUAAUGUGUCUCGCCUAAUGUGUCUUGGCUAAUGUGUCUUGGCUAAUGUGUCUUGGCUAAGGUGUCUUGGCUAAGGUGUCUUGGCUAAGGUGUCUUGGCUAAGGUGUCUUGGCUAAGGUGUCUUGGCUAAUGUGUCUCGGCUAAUGUGUCUUGGCUAAGGUGUCUUGGCUAAUGUGUCUCGGCUUAUAUGUCUUGGCUAAGGUGUCUUGGCUAAGGUGUCUUGGCUAAUGUGUCUCGGCUAAUGUGUCUCGGCUAAGGUGUCUUGGCUAAUGUGUCUUGGCUAAGGUGUCUUGGCUAAGGUGUCUUGGCUAAGGUGUCUUGGCUAAGGUGUCUUGGCUAAGGUGUCUUGGCUAAUGUGUCUUGGCUAAUGUGUCUUGGCUAAGGUGUCUUGGCUAAUGUGUCUUGGUUAAUGUGUCUUGGCUAAGGUGUCUUGGCUAAUGUGUCUUGGCUAAGGUGUCUUGGCUAAAGUGUCUUGGCUAAGGUGUCUUGGCUUAUGUGUCUCGGCUAAUGUGCCUUGGCUAAGGUGUCUUGGCUAAGGUGUCUUGGCUAAGGUGUCUUGGGUAAUGUGUCUCGGCUAAUGUGUCUUUGCUAAGGUGUCUUGGCUAAGGUGCCUUGGCUAAUGUGUCUUGGCUAAGGUGUCUUGGCUAAGGUGUCUCGGCAAAUGUGUCUUGGCUAAUGUGUCUUGCCUAAUGUGUCUUGGCUAAUGUGUCUUGGCUAAGGUGUCUUGGCUAAGGUGUCUCGGCUAAUGUGUCUUGGCUAAUGUGUCUUGGCUAAGGUGUCUUAGCGAAUGUGUCUCGGCUAAUGUGUCUUGGCUAAUGUGUCUUGGCUAAUGUGUCUUGGCUAAUGUGUCUUGGCUAAUGUGUCUCGGCUAAGGUGUCUUGGCUAAUGUGUCUUGGCUAAAGUGUAUCGGCUAAUGUGUCUUGGCUAAUGUGUCUUGGCUAAGGUGUCUUGGCUAAUGUGUCUCGGCUAAUGUGUCUUGGCUAAUGUGUCUUGGCUAAUGUGUAUUGGCUAAGGUGUCUUGGCUAAUGUGUCUUGGCUAAGGUGUCUUGGCUAAUGUGUCUCGGCUAAUGUGUCUUGGCUAAUGUGUCUUGGCUAAGGUGUCUUGGCUAAUGUGUCUUGGCUAAGGUGUCUUGGCUAAUGUGUCUCGGCUAAUGUGUCUUGGCUAAGGUGUCUCGGCUAAGGUGUCUCAGCUAAUGUGUCUUGGCUAAUGUGUCUUGGCUAAGGUGUCUUAGCUAAUGUGUCUCGGCUAAGGUGUCUUGGCUAAGGUGUCUCGGCUAAUGUGUCUUGGCUAAGGUGUCUUGGCUAAGGUGUCUUGGCUAAUGUGUCUUGGCUAAGGUGUCUUGGCUAAUGUGUCUUGGCUAAGGUGUCUUGGCUUAUGUGUCUUGGCUAAUGUAUCUCGGCUAAUGUGUCUUGGCUAAGGUGUCUUGGCUAAUGUGUCUUGGCUAAUGUGUCUUGGCUAAUGUGUCUUGGCUAAGGUUUCUUGGCUAAUGUGUCUUGGCUAAGGUGUCUUGGCUAAUGUGUCUUGGCUAAGGUGUCUUGGCUAAGGUGUCUUGGCUAAGGCGUCUUGGCUAAUGUGUCUUGGCUAAUGUGUCUUGGCUAAGGUGUCUUGGCUAAUGUGUCUUGGCUAAGGUGUCUUGGCUAAUGUGUCUCGGCUAAUGUGUCUUGGCUAAGGUGUCUUGGCUAAGGUGUCUUGGCUAAGGUGUCUUGGCUAAUGUGUCUCGGCUAAUGUGUCUUGGCUAAGGUGUCUUGGCUAAUGUGUCUCAGCUCAUGUGUCUUGGCUAAGGUGUCUUGGCUAAGGUGUGUUGGCUAAUGUGUCUCGGCUAAUGUGUCUUGGCUAAGGUGUCUUGGCUAAGGUGUCUUGGCUAAGGUGUCUUGGCUAAUGUGUCUUGGCUAAGGCGUCUUGGCUAAUGUGUCUUGGCUGAGGUGUCUUGGCUAAUGUGUCUUGGCUAAGGUGUCUUGGCUAAUGUGUCUUGGCUAAGGUGUCUUGGCUAAUGUGUCUCGGCUAAGGUGUCUUGGCUAAGGUGUCUCGGCUAAUGUGUCUUGGCUAAGGUGUCUUGGCUAAGGUGUCUUGGGUAAUGUGUCUUGGCUAAGGUGUCUUGGCUAAUGUGUCUUGGCUAAUGUGUCUUGGCUAAGGUGUCUUGGCUAAUGUGUCUUGGCUAAUGUGUCUUGGCUAAUGUGUCUCGGCUAAUGUGUCUUGGCUAAGGUGUCUUGGCUAAGGUGUCUUGGCUAAUGUGUCUUGGCUAAUGUGUCUUGGCUAAGGUGUCUUGGCUAAGGUGUCUUGGCUAAUGUGUUUCGGCUAAGGUGUCUUGGCUUAGGUGUCUCGGCUAAGGUGUCUUGGCUAAUGUGUCUCGGCUAAUGUGUUCCGUUUAAUGUGUCUUGGCUUAGGUGUCUUGGCUAAUGUGUCUUGGCUAAGGUGUCUUGGCUAAUGUGUCUUGGCUAAUGUAUCUCGGCUAAUGUGUCUCGGCUAAGGUGUCUUGGCUAAUGUGUCUCGGCUAAUGUGUCUUGGCUGAUGUGUCUUGGCUAAUGUGUCUUGGCUAAGGUGUCUUGGCUAAUGUGUCUCGGAUAAGGUGUCUUGGCUAAUGUGUCUUGGCUAAGGUGUCUUGGCUAAUGUGUCUCGGCUAAUGUGUCUUGGCUUAUGUGUCUUGGCUAAUGUGUCUUGGCUAAUGUGUCUUGGCUUAUGUGUCUCGGCUAAUGUGUCUUGGCUAAUGUGUCUUGGCUAAUGUGUCUUGGCUAAUGUGUCUUGGCUAAUGUGCUUUGGCUAAUGUGUCUUGGCUAAUGUGUCUCGGCUAAUGUGUCUUGACUAAUGUGUCUCGGCUAAUGUGUCUUGGCUAAGGUGUCUUGGCUAAUGUGUCUUAGCUAAUGUGUCUUGGCUAAUGUGUCUCGGCUAAUGUGUCUCGGCUAAGGUGUCUUGGCUAAGGUGUCUUGGGUAAUGUGUCUUGGCUAAGGUGUCUUGGCUAAUGUGUCUUGGCUAAGGUGUCUUGGCUUAUGUGUCUCGGCUAAUGUGUCUUGGCUAAGGUGUCUUGGCUAAGGUGUCUUGGCUUAAGUGUCUCGGCUAAGGUGUCUUGGCUAAUGUGUCUUGGCUAAUGUGUCUUGGCUAAGGUGUCUUGGCUAAGGUGUCUUGGCUAAGGUGUCUUGGCUAAUGUGUCUUGGCUAAGGUGUCUUGGCUAAUGUGUCUUGGCUAAUGUGUCUUGGCUAAGGUGUCUUGGCUAAUGUGUCUUGGCUAAGGUGUCUUGGCUAAUGUGUCUUGGCUAAGGUGUCUCGGCUAAUGUGUCUUGGCUAAUGUGUCUUGGCUAAUGUGUCUUGGCUAAUGUGUCUUGGCUAAUGUGUCUUGGCUAAGGUGUCUUGGCUAAUGUGUCUCGGCUAAGGUGUCUUGGCUAAUGUGUCUUGGCUAAGGUGUCUUGGCUAAUGUGUCUUGGCUAAUGUGUCUUGGCUAAUGUGUCUUGGCUAAGGUGUCUUGGCUAAUGUGUCUCGGCUAAUGUGUCUUGGCUAAUGUGUCUUGGCUAAGGUGUCUUGGCUUAUGUGUCUUGGCUAAGGUGUCUUGGCUAAUGUGUCUUGGCUAAUGUGUUUUGGCUAAGGGUUCUUGGCUAAGGUGUCUUGGCUAAGGUGUCUUGGCUAAGGUGUCUUGGCUAAGGUGUCUUGGCUAAUGUGUCUCGGCUAAGGUGUCUUGGCUAAGGUGUCUCGGAUAAUGUGUCUUGGCUAAUGUGUCUUGGCUAAUGUGUCUUGGCUAAGGUGUCUUGGCUAAUGUGUCUCGGCUAAUGUGUCUCAGCUAAGGUGUCUUGGCUAAGGUGUCUCGGCUAAGGUGUCUUGGGUAAUGUGUCUUGGCUAAUGUCGGCGCCUACCGUUAGGCAAUUAGAUUUCAGUAAUAAUUUGUGCGUAUGUGUGUAAUUUAAGCAAUUUAAAUAUGUAAAUGUGAAUAGGGAACUAGGAUAGAUGUAAGUGAAUUAUGUAUAAUAUAGAAAUUAGUCUAAGUUGAGUCAGCACCGUGUUCACAUCAUCCCUGGAUCUUCAUCCGAACGAGCUAUCGAACAUUUGGUCCUUCGAACCGGAUAGGAGGAGCCAAACAGUAAGAAACCCAACGUUCUGAAUGCUGAAUAACGAUCUCAGGAGGACAACUGUACGAAACGUUGCUUAUGAAGUGUCGAACUGGGUAGAGCGCUGCAUACGUAUACGAGGUCAUCGAUCGAUCACGCUGAUCGAAAGAACAGUGCGUGCGUGUUAGGUUGCUCACAGAAUACGAGAAGCUUCAAAAUUGGAUUGUUUCAAGGAGAUCAUCGAGUUGGGACAGUGUCAUCAUCCGUAGCCUGAAGUACAAGCGCUGCGCGUGCAUAUCGUGAUUGUAAAAUUUGUCCAUGUCAAGCAUAACGUAACAUAAGUAUUUGUGUGUAACCAAGUGUGUAAGAAGCGUCGCACAAACUAACACCGUGAACAAGCAUAGGAUUAGUCGGAGAAGUGUGCGUGUUACUACGUUUGCGCGCGAAUUGAGGACUUCGGCCAUCGCCUUUCACGCAAUUGCGUCGUUUCGAGUAGUGGUGUAGGAUCACAGACGGGAGACGCUACAGUGUGGCACAUAGUUUCCGCACAAGAGUGAAUAUCUGCAAGUAAGAAAAUGAGUAAACAAAUACAGACGGUGAAGCGGAAAUAUCUCGAUACGUUAAGGUGCGUUGAUUUCUUCGUUGAAUUCAUAAAUGAGUAUAAUGCAGAGGAACAUGCGUCUCAGCUGGAAGGUCAGUUAGGAGCGUUGGAAGAAGCAAGAAAGACAUUUGAGAGUGUACGCGAAAAAUUACUGGGUGAAGACGAGUGCGAUAUUGAGGCCCUAUGUACGGAAAAACGAGAAUAUUAUAAAAAAUACCAACAGGUUAAAGGAUUCAUUGUGGCUCGUCAAAAGAGCGAAGAAGUAGGCUCGUUACCAGCAGCAAAUAGCACAAGCGUAAAUCAAUCGAUGUUGUGCCAUCCCAAAUUGCGUUUACCGACCAUUGACCUUCCGUCGUUCGAUGGCGACAUCACAAAAUGGUUAACGUUUAAGGACAGAUUUACGUCAAUGGUUCAUGAGGCGGUUGAAGUUCCUGAAGUUACGAAGUUGCAAUAUUUACUAUCUGCAUUAAAGGGAAAUGUAGCAACCCAAUUCGAUCACACGCAGUUAAUAGCCGACAAUUACGAACCUACUUGGCAGAGUUUGCAUACGCGAUACGAUGACACAAAGACGAUUAAAAGAGAAUACUUCAAAGCGUUGUAUCAUCUAGAAGCAAUGAAUGAUUCCUCGGGAGAAGAGUUAGCGCGGAUUGUAAAUGAAGUGAAACGAUUGGUUCGGGGAAUGGAAAGACUCAAGGAGCCAAUAGACAAAUGGGACACCCCCUUAACAAGCUUGAUUAUGUUCAAAAUGGAGGCUACUAGUUUAUUGGCAUGGGAACUAGCUUCAGCAGAUACAAAAUACGAUACAUAUCAGGGACUAAUCGAAUUUUGCGAAAAACGAAUCAAAGUGUUAACCAAUUCCAAAAUAUACAAUGUGCGGACUAUCGAUACGAGACCAGCCAAGAUGAUGAGUAACACGCGAACGCCUGUUAUACGUAAAGAAGCAAGGUUUAAUAUAAGGGGAACUCCUACGAUGGCACAUGUAGAACAAACGGAUGAAAGGUUUAAGACAGAAUGCCCGGUGUGUAAAGAAGAUCAUACUUUGUUCAAGUGUUCGAAAUUUGAGAGCAUGGGUCUCGAGCAACGGCUCAAUAUAGUAAAAGAACAGAAUUUGUGCUAUAAUUGUCUUAAGCGAGGACACGGAGUGCGUCAGUGUAGAUCGUCUUAUCGUUGCGUUCAAUGUAAAAAGCGCCACCACACCAUGCUAUGCAGCCGACCAAAGGAAGCAUCAGUAGCAGUACCACCAGUCGUAAAUGCCACUAUGCACAACAGGAAUUUAGAGAAGCGAAAGACUAUUUGGCUUUCUACAGCCCAAGUGCUUCUGUUAGAUUCAUGCGGUAAAGAAAUUCCUGCCAGGGCAUUAUUGGACAUGGGAGCCCAGUCCAAUUUCAUGACGGAAAGAUUGGCUCAACAAUUGGGACUGAGUAGACAGCGGAUGCUAAGCUCGUUAUCUGGAGUAGGUGCAAUGGCAUUAACAGCAAAUAGUAUGGUAACGGCAACAGUAAGAUCAAGAGUGUCAAGGUUUUCUGCAGUACUAGACUUUGUUGUGUUACAACGGGUAACGGCAGAUGUUCCGGCUCAGACAGUGAAUGUUGAUUGAUGGAAUAUUCCAAGUGGUGUGAGAUUAGCAGAUCCUACAUUCUUUAAGUCGGAAAGGGUAGAUCUAUUAAUUGGAGCUGAGUUGUUUGCGGAUCUAUUAGAAAAGGGCCAUAUUAAGGUUGCACCUCAUUUGCCAAGCCUGUUAAAGACCAAAUUUGGGUGGAUUGUGAGCGGACCAAUGCGAGACAGCAUCGAGUACAGUAACAACAGUGUUUUGUGUCAUUGUGUCCAAGAAGAGAAUCUGAUCGAGUUAAUGAGACAUUUUGCCGCCCUUGAAGACAUUCCUCAAGAAAAGGAAACAUCAGAAGAAGGCUUGAGUUGUGAAAGGUUCUACUGCGAUACUACGAUCCAAAACGAAGAAGGUAGAUACGUGGUACAGUUGCCAAAGGUGAGAGAAUACGAAAAACAAUUGGGAGACUCAAAGGAAACCGCGUUGAGGCGAUUAUUAUCGAUUGAACGGCGACUGAAGAAAGAUGAAGCCAUGAAAAAGGAAUACGUAGAGUUUAUGGAAGAAUACGAACAGUUAGGUCACAUGACGAAGGUGGCGAGCUACAAUAAUGUUGAAUUGGAAGUUGGAAAGGACUAUUAUUUGCCCCAUCACGCAGUCUGGAAAAGGGAAAGUACCACUACUAAGUGUAGAGUGGUGUUCGACGCUUCGUGUAAGUCUAGUUCUGGGCGAUCACUGAACGACAUUUUACUGACUGGUCCAACAAUUCAAGAAAACAUUAUUCCAAUUCUGUUGCGUUUUCGAAUGAAGAAAGUGGCAUUAGUCGCAGACGUAGCCAAAAUGUAUCGUCAGGUUUUAGUAGCGAAAGAAGACAGAAAGCUGCAACGUAUUCUAUGGAGGAAAGAAAGCGAAGAACCUAUUUCCGUGUAUGAGCUGAAUACUGUGACUUAUGGCACAGCGUGUGCACCAUUUCUCGCCAUAAGAACUUUGCUACGAGUGUUUGAAGACUAUGGUCGUCACUAUCCAGAGGCUUUGAAGAGUAAGGAUGAUUUUUAUGUUGAUGAUCUUGUAUCAGGUGCAGACUCUAUCGAAGAAGCAAAACCAAUAGCAAAGCAGUUAGAUGAGCUUAUGAACAAAGCAGGAUUCAGCCUUAGAAAAUGGGCUUCAAACUACUCAGAAACGCUAGAAGAUAUUCCACAACAAAGGCAAUGUGAAUCAGUUGCAGUUGAGCAAGCCAGCAAAUCAUCAAUAUCCCUUUUGGGGCUAUUAUGGACUCCAAGAUCUGAUAGGAUGCAACUGAACAUAAAGGGGAUAGAACAACAAACUAGCUACUCCGGGAAGCAAAUCCUAUCGUGUAUUGCUCGUAUGUACGAUCCUCUGGGAAUCAUAGAUCCUGUAAAGAUGAAAGCAAAGAUGUUCAUGCAGCGUGUGUGGUCGUAUAAAGAGUCACGAGGCUCUGGUUGGAACUGGGAUAAUCCCCUCCCUGAUGAGCUGCAAGUAGAAUGGAAGAACUUUUACGCUGAGUUGAAGUAUUUAAGUGAUGUUAGUGUUCCGAGAACAGUGAUCGAUAGAGCAGAGGACAAUUAUCAGAUACACAUAUUUUGUGACGCCUCAGAGAAAGGCUACGGCGCUUGUUGCUAUAUCCGUAGUCGGAAUAGUCAUUCAGGAGAAAUAGUGGUCAGAUUAUUCAUAUCAAAGUCAAAGGUAGCGCCUCUUUCAAAAAAACUCACCAUUGCAAGGCUUGAGCUGUGUGGGGCAUUACUAGCAAGCAAUCUGUACCAGUUAGUGCAACGAGCGGUUGCCAAAGAAGUCACAUGCUACAUGUGGACAGACUCGAUGACGGCAUGGUAUUGGAUAAACUCUCCUAGUGACAGGUGGAAACCCUUUGUGGCGAAUAGAACAAGAAGGAUUCAAGCGAAAACUCAGAACUGUAUAUGGAAACACAUUCCUGGUGUUGACAAUCCUGCAGACUUGGUAUCAAGAGGAACUGAUGCCAAAGCUCUAAUUGAUGCAAGGCAAUGGUGGGCGGGGCCCUCAUGGCUCCCCUUAGACGAGGAUAUGUGGCCAGUUUCACCGAAUCAAAAACCGAUAACCACAGAAGAGGAACGAACAUCAGUGUUACUAGUCUCUUCACCGGUUGAAGAGUCUUUUAGUGAUAGGUUGUUCGAGCGCUGCUCAACAUACACGGCUCUACGCAAAGGUGUUGGUUAUUGGUUACGUUAUUUAAACCUCUUGCGUGCUAGAAGAAAAGGUGCCAAAACUCCAGGGCAUACCAGCAGUGGUCUAAGUACGGAAGAAUUGGUAGAAACUGACAAGUUCUUAUACCGGCUUGCACAGAGGGAUCAGUUUUCUGAAGAGUUUAAGGCAAUGUUAGCAAAGAAAUGUGUACCAAGAACUUCUCCAUUACGGUUCUUGAAUCCGUUUAUAGAUGAUCAAGGCCUAAUGCGUGUUAACGGACGUUUAGCGAACUCACAGCUUGAUAGUGACAUGAAACAACCGAUACUUAUCCCGAAAAACCACCGUUUAACGAACUUGUUAGUACAGCAUUAUCAUCUAAAGCUAUUACAUGCGGGUCCACAAUUGAUGAUUUCCACCAUAAGGCAAAGUUUGUGGAUCAUAGGAGUGAGAUCGGUAGCUAGAAGUGUUUACCACAAGUGCAUGCGUUGCUUUAAGGUAAAUCCAAAACACAUCAAUCAACCCAUGGGAAAUUUACCUCCGAGCAGAGUAACCGAGGCCAGGGCAUUUGCAGUGUCCGGUGUCGACUAUGCUGGUCCGGUUUACGUCAAAGAAAGGCAUCGCAGAGCAGCACCAACGAAAGCAUUUGUGGCAGUGUUCGUGUGCUUCGUGACACACGCAGUGCACUUGGAGCUUGUAUCGGAUCUGAGUACGGCUGCAUUUAUCUCCGCGCUAAGAAGGUUUGUCGCUCGGAGAGGUCUGGUAUCAGAACUAUACUCAGACAACGGAACCAACUUUAAAGGCGCCUCGAAUGAACUGCACCAGUUGUACCAGCUCCUUCAAUCAACCCACCAUCGAGAAGCCGUAACUACCUGGAGUGCUGACAAGGGAUUCAAAUGGAAGUUCAUACCGCCCCGUGCACCACAUUUCGGAGGUCUAUGGGAGUCAGCUGUGCGGUCCAUGAAACACCAUCUCCAGCGAGUUCUUGGAACAGCAUCUACAUCGUUUGAAGAUUUGGUGACGUUGUUGGCAGAAAUCGAGUUAUGCCUGAACUCUCGGCCAAUAACACCGUUAUCACAUGAUCCAUCUGAUUUGCAAGCACUAACCCCAGGUCACUUUCUUACUGGUUACCAUUUGCAGGUUAUUCCUGAUAUCGCAUUGAAGGACAUUCCGGAGAACCGUUUAAACCACUGGCGCGUGGUACAAAAACGUUUGCAACACUUCUGGGCGAGGUGGAGUACCGAGUAUUUACAACAGCUCCAUGCCAGAAGCAAGUGGAAUUGCGAAGCAAUCGAGAUCAAACCUGGAAUGUUAGUGAUAAUACGCGAAGAUAAUGUACCCCCUUUGAAAUGGCCUUUAGCACGAAUAACAAAUAUUCAUCCCGGUACGGAUGGUGUGGUUAGGGUAGUCACAAUGAAAACGGCACAAUCAAAAGAAGUAAAGCGUCCUGUAACAAGAAUAUGCAUCCUUCCCAUUGACAGUAAUAGCAAACAUGAAGAAGAAAACACAAUAGAUGAAAAUAAGCGCAGCGAAACUUAAAAAAAAAAAAACGUUUUUUUGGUGGGCGGGAAUGUCGGCGCCUACCGUUAGGCAAUUAGAUUUCAGUAAUAAUUUGUGCGUAUGUGUGUAAUUUAAGCAAUGUAAAUAUGUAAAUGUGAAUAGGGAACUAGGAUAGAUGUAAGUGAAUUAUGUAUAAUAUAGAAAUUAGUCUAAGUUGA
Molecule: messenger RNA, 19982 nt
Organism: Anopheles funestus (African malaria mosquito)
Lineage: Eukaryota; Metazoa; Arthropoda; Insecta; Diptera; Culicidae
Exons: 11
Coding region: 14521-16143 (540 amino acids)
Biological process (GO): DNA integration
Molecular function (GO): nucleic acid binding; zinc ion binding
Source: RefSeq, a predicted model, not a curated record